This is a messenger RNA of Alternaria rosae, 580 nucleotides long. RefSeq lists its product as uncharacterized. The record is from RefSeq and is a predicted model, not a curated record. Bases 98 to 556 code for a protein of 152 amino acids. NCBI's taxonomy places the organism in Eukaryota, Fungi, Ascomycota, Dothideomycetes, Pleosporales, Pleosporaceae. The transcript is spliced from 2 exons.
GCAUAUAGAGCUGUCUCACACUAAAUCUGUUGCUAACAUUUCGCACUUAUUAACAUUUACCUUCUAUAUCUCGUAAACUACAAUUACAGCAUCCACAAUGGCAACAGAAGACACCGUCGACCUGAGCGCCGCACACGCGCCCCAACAAGCAUCCCUCGAGGCAUUCACCUCCAUCCUCGACACCGUAAAGAGCGAACUCAUCAAACUCCGUCGCGACCAUGACAAGCACGAACCCGAAUACUUCCGCGCAGUCUCCCACCUCUCUGACAGCGAACUCGCAUCCUUCAGCGCCGACGACCUCGAAUCCGUUCGCGUAGCCGUGACAGCAUACGGUCUGCAUCUGUUUGGCAAAGUCAAACUUCCCGCUUUAGACAACGGAUACAUCCACAUUCGCAUCUUUGGGUCUGCGAAAGAGGGGACGGAUGGGAGUAGUCUUGAUGAGAGGGAGUAUAGUUUGCACAGUAUACAUACUGAAGAGGUGGUGAAGGAGGAUGGGGAUAGGGUUUAUAGAGCAGUGUUUGGGAAGGGAGAUGAGUUGGAGUGGUUUGAGACUUGAUUGUCAUAUUGAGAUGUCUAGACA